Molecule: messenger RNA, 1523 nt
Organism: [Candida] anglica
Lineage: Eukaryota; Fungi; Ascomycota; Pichiomycetes; Serinales; Debaryomycetaceae
Source: the annotation of a GenBank genome assembly
CAUUUAUCUGUUUUCUUUAAAAGCAAUAGCAAUGUUGAGACAAUUAACUCGUUUAUCCAUUGCAAGAGGGGGGUCCUUGAGAUCUAGUACCCGGCUUUUGUCGGCUUCUGCCUCCAAAAUGAUGGAGACAUCAUCAAAGUUGUCUGCCACUGCUUCUAAUGUCGUCAUUGAUGCUAACACCUCCGGAUCGAUUUCGCUUAAAUCCGCCACCAGAGAUGAUUCACUCUUUGGUACAAGACCGAUCUAUCUUGAUGUCCAGGCCACUACCCCAACCGAUCCAAGAGUUCUUGACAAGAUGUUGGAAUUUUACACUGGUCUCUAUGGUAACCCUCAUUCUUCCACUCAUUCAUAUGGAUGGGAAACUGAAAAGGAAGUUGAAAAGGCCCGUUCCUACGUUGCCGAUGUGAUCAAGGCUGACCCAAAGGAAAUCAUUUUCACCUCUGGUGCCACUGAAAGUAACAAUAUGUGUAUCAAGGGUGUUCCUCGUUUCUACCGUAAAACCAAAAACCAUAUCAUCACCACUCAAACAGAACACAAGUGUGUGUUGGACUCUGCCAGACAUCUUCAAGAUGAAGGUUUUGAAGUCACUUACCUCCCAGUGAACUCCGAAGGUUUGAUUGACUUGGAACAACUUAAGGGUGCUAUUCGUAAGGAAACUUGUUUGGUGUCUGUCAUGGCUGUCAACAACGAAAUUGGUGUCAUUCAACCACUUAAGGAAAUCGGUGCCUUAUGUCGUGCCAACAAGGUCUUCUUCCACACUGAUGCUGCCCAAGCUUACGGUAAGAUCGAUAUUGAUGUCAAUGAGAUGAACAUUGAUAUGUUGUCUAUUUCCUCCCAUAAGAUUUACGGACCAAAGGGUAUUGGUGCUUGUUAUGUCAGAAGAAGACCAAGAGUCAGAUUAGACCCUAUCAUCACCGGUGGUGGUCAAGAAAGAGGUUUAAGAUCCGGAACUUUGGCUCCUCCUUUGGUUGCCGGGUUCGGUGAAGCCGCCAGAUUAAUGAAGGAAGAAAUGCAAUAUGAUCAAGCUUACAUCCACAGACUUUCUACAAAGCUUCGUGACGGUCUUUUGUCUAUCCCAGAGACCCAAUUCAACGGUAGUUUGACCGAAUCUUCUCAAUACCCUGGCUGUGUCAAUGUAUCAUUUGCCUACAUUGAAGGUGAAUCAUUGUUGAUGGCCUUGAAGGACAUUGCCUUAUCCUCCGGUUCAGCUUGUACUUCUGCCUCCUUGGAACCAUCAUACGUCUUACAUGCUCUUGGAGCUGACGAUGCCUUGGCCCAUUCCUCAAUCAGAUUCGGUAUUGGUCGUUUCACCACCGAAGCUGAAAUUGAUUAUGUCAUUAAGGCUAUUCAAGAAAGAGUUGAUUUCUUGAGAAAGAUGUCUCCAUUGUGGGAGAUGGUUCAAGAGGGGAUUGACUUGAACUCCAUCGAAUGGAGUGGUCAUUAAGGCAUUUGAUGUAUAUAGAGUGUGGAUAGUAGGAGUAUAUUGUGAUUAUUUAUAUGGACAGUGAAAUGUGUUUUGUAGG